Erythranthe guttata (spotted monkey flower) is the source of this 1882-nucleotide messenger RNA. RefSeq names its product protein DETOXIFICATION 54. The record is from RefSeq and is a predicted model, not a curated record. Gene Ontology annotation, molecular function: antiporter activity; xenobiotic transmembrane transporter activity. Gene Ontology annotation, cellular component: membrane. Gene Ontology annotation, biological process: xenobiotic detoxification by transmembrane export across the plasma membrane. NCBI's taxonomy places the organism in Eukaryota, Viridiplantae, Streptophyta, Magnoliopsida, Lamiales, Phrymaceae.
UUCUCCUCGCUACUCUUUCACGUCAAUUCUGAAGCAUCUAUUAAUGCUUGAAACAGUUUCAAAAAAUAUAAUUUAAAAUAAUAAUUAUUCUAGAGAGGGUAAAGAAUAAAGGAAAUUGAAAAUGCAAUAAAGAAAUAGAGAGCGAAAAUGGAAGUAGAAGUAAAGAACAGGCGCUGGCGUUGCAAUAUUUCCAUAAAUUGUUUACAGCAUGCUCUUACAGACAGAGAUCACUAAUUAAACUUGUCUCUAUGAUUUCUCAACCUUCGGAAGAAAGAAAAAAAAUGGCGGAAAAAGGCGCAGACGUCAUCAAAUCUCACAAAUUCUUCUCCUCCUCCGAUGUGGUGGAGGAAUUGAAGGAGCUAUGGUCAAUGGCGCUGCCCAUAACAGCAAUGAACUGUCUGGUUUAUGUUCGGGCAGUAGUUUCAGUGUUAUUCUUGGGCAGGCUGGGCAGCCUAGAGUUAGCCGGUGGGGCCCUCUCCAUCGGCUUCACAAACAUCACCGGCUAUUCAGUUUUAGUAGGUCUGGCCUCCGGGCUUGAGCCAGUCUGCAGCCAAGCCUACGGCACCAAGAAUUGGGACCUACUUUUAGUCUCUCUCCACCGCAUGAUCUUCAUACUCUUCAUAGCAAUCAUACCCAUCACCGCCCUUUGGAUCAAUCUUGAAUCAAUAAUGCUUUUCAUGGGACAGGACAAAGAUAUUACCUCAAUGGCAGCAACUUAUUGCAUCUAUUCUCUCCCAGACCUUUUAACAAACACCUUGUUGCAGCCGUUGAGGGUUUAUUUGAGGUCGCAAGGUGUGACCAAGCCGCAAAUGUGGUGCACGUUGUUGGCGGUGGUGUUCCAUGUUCCGUUGAAUUAUGUUCUUGUGGUGGUUAUGGGGUUGGGUGUUAGAGGUGUGGCGGUGGCUUCUGUGCUCACUAAUCUGCAUAUGAUGUUGCUUAUAUUGGGGUAUGUUUGUGUUUAUGGGAGGUGGGAGUGGAGAUGGAGGAGGCCCGGGAUUGGCGGUGAUUGUGGCGGAAUUGGCCGGCUUCUUAGGCUGGCGAUUCCGAGUUGUGCCGGAAUAUGCCUUGAGUGGUGGUGGUAUGAGAUUGUGACUGUGCUUGCAGGUUAUUUGCCUAAUCCUAAGCUGGCUGUGGCUGCUACCGGCAUUUUGAUUCAGACCACUAGUCUUAUGUAUACCGUUCCUAUGGCCUUGGCUGGCUGCGUUUCUGCCAGGGUAGGCAAUGAGCUGGGAGCCGGUAAGCCAUACAAAGCCAAGCUAGCCGCAAUGGUUGCAUUAGCCUGUGCGUUUGCAAUCGGAUUCAUUAAUGUCAUUUGGACGUUAAUAUUUAGGUACAAAUGGGGUGGUCUCUUCACUAAAGACGAAGAGCUCAAAGCUCUCGUUGCAUUGGUUUUACCAAUAAUCGGACUAUGCGAACUGGGCAACUGCCCGCAGACAACAGGCUGUGGCAUCCUACGUGGCACAGCGAGGCCGGUCGUGGGGGCCCACAUCAAUCUCGGGUCGUUUUACUUUGUGGGGUCACCAAUAGCUGUCGGCUUGGCUUUCUGGCUCGGCUUUGGCUUCACGGGUCUGUGGCUCGGCUUGCUCUCGGCUCAAGCUGCAUGCGCUGUGUCGAUUAUGUAUGUUGUGUUACGAUGCACGGAUUGGGAAGGUGAAGCUGUGAGAGCGUCGAAAGUUUCGAGCGUAGAGAUGAGUGAUAAGUGCAAUGCUGAGAAUGAAGAGGAAAAGGGGUUAUUGUUAGUGGGGAAUGUUUCUUUAGGGUGAAGAGGGGAUAUGUUGAUGUACUUGUGGGCUACUUACUAUUUGUUUUUGGUGGUAUGGGGUUUUGUGAAGAUAUUAAAAAAAAGAAACACUUAAUUAUAUUGAGGCAGAGAAUUUGAAUU